AGGAAACGUAGUAGGAACGUUAACGGUGUUACCAUGUUUAUUAAUUAAAACUGUUCGUACAGUAAUAUUGUAAUAGUGCAACCAGGAACAAUCCAAAAAUAAUACAUUCAGUGUUGAAGUAUUAUAAAUGGCCCUAUUAUUCACAAGCCUGUGGGACUCUACAAUGCUUUUAAGUACCUUAACCCCAAAAUUUUAUGUUGCCCUUACUGGAACUUCAUCAUUGAUUUCUGGAUUAAUUCUUAUUUUUGAGUGGUGGUAUUUUAGAAAAUACGGUACAUCCUUUAUUGAACAAGUAUCUUUAAAUCAUAUUUCACCAUGGAUUGGUGGAGGUGACAGUGGAUCAGAGGGAAACAAUUCAACUUUAAAUGGUUCAAAUUCAAAUCAACAAAAUGUUUCAGAAUGUAAAGUUUGGCGUAAUCCAAUAAAUUUAUUUAGGGGGGCUGAAUAUCAAAGAUUUCAUUGGGCUACAAACAAAGAUCCAUUAACAUAUUAUGAUAUGAAUUUAUCUGCUCAAGAUCAUCAAACAUUUUUCACUUGUGAGGGUGAUACAGGUAAGGCUGAAUAUGAAAUAAUGCAAACAGCUUGGAGAGAACGCAAUCCAGCAGUAAGAGUAAAAGCUGCACAUAGUGCUCUUGAACGUAAUCCUGAUUGUGCUCCUGCAUAUAUUUUACUUGCUGAAGAAGAAGCUACUACUAUUGUAGAAGCAGAAAGAAUUUUAAAGCAGGCUUUAAAAAUAGCAGAAAACAAUUAUAGAAAAUCUCAAAGUACUCAACAUCAAGGAGCUAUUGCAGAAGCUAUACACAGGAGAGAUACAAAUGUAUUAAUAUAUGUUAAAAGAAGAUUAGCUAUGUGUGCAAGAAAGUUAGGAAAAUUGAAAGAAGCAGUAAAAAUGUUUAGAGAUUUAACAAAAGAAGUUCCAUCAAUUAUGAAUGCAUUAAACAUUCAUGAAAAUUUAAUUGAAGCUUUAUUAGAAAUGCAAGCAUAUGCAGAUGUUCAAGCAGUAUUAGCAAAAUAUGAUGACAUAAGUCUACCAAAAUCAGCAACUAUCUGUUACACAGCUGCACUGUUAAAAGCACGGGUAGUUGCUGAUAAGUUUUCAACAGAUAUUGCUAGUAAAAGGGGUUUAACUACUCCAGAAAUGAUAGCAGUUGAAGCUAUUCAUAGAGCUGUUGAAUUUAAUCCUCAUGUACCUAAAUAUUUAUUAGAAAUGAAACCUUUAAUUUUACCCCCUGAACAUGUACUAAAAAGGGGGGAUUCAGAAGCAAUUGCUUAUGCUUUCUUUCACCUUGCUCAUUGGAAACAGAUGGAGGGUGCUCUUAAUUUAUUACAUUGUACAUGGGAAGGUACAUUUAGAAUGUUGCCCUAUCCGUUAGAAAGAGGGCAUUUAUUUUAUCCAUAUCCGACCUGUACGGAAUGUGCAGAUCGUGAAUUAUUACCCUCGUUUCACGAUGUAAGCGUUUACCCCAAAAAAGAAUUACCCUUUUUUAUUUUGUUUACAGCAGGUCUAUGCUCCUUUACAGCGCUUUUAGCACUUUUAACGCAUCAGUAUCCCGACACUAUGGGUGCAGUUGCACGAUCAAUGCUUGCCUUGUGUUCUCAUCCAUUUUAUUAUAUUUUAGAUAAAUUGGAGGCAAUUUUACCUUCUAAUUUAUUACAACAGCUCUCUAGAAUAUAA
Molecule: messenger RNA, 1675 nt
Organism: Habropoda laboriosa
Lineage: Eukaryota; Metazoa; Arthropoda; Insecta; Hymenoptera; Apidae
Product: protein ST7 homolog
Exons: 2
Coding region: 128-1675 (515 amino acids)
Molecular function (GO): protein binding
Source: RefSeq, a predicted model, not a curated record